Otolemur garnettii (small-eared galago) is the source of this 1276-nucleotide messenger RNA. It is a transcript of the gene TLX1, whose product is annotated as T cell leukemia homeobox 1. NCBI's taxonomy places the organism in Eukaryota, Metazoa, Chordata, Mammalia, Primates, Galagidae. Bases 278 to 1276 code for a protein of 332 amino acids. Gene Ontology annotation, biological process: animal organ development; regulation of transcription by RNA polymerase II. The transcript has 3 exons. Gene Ontology annotation, molecular function: DNA-binding transcription factor activity, RNA polymerase II-specific; RNA polymerase II cis-regulatory region sequence-specific DNA binding. The record is from RefSeq and is a predicted model, not a curated record. Gene Ontology annotation, cellular component: nucleus.
CGAAGCUCGCUCGCACUGGGCUUUUUCGCCCGGUGAUUGAUGUCCCAGAGUCAACAGCGAGCGAACAGCCGAAGAGGGAAAGGAGAAGUCGGAGAGGGGAAGAAUACGACGCCCCCUCUCUCCCUCCCCUCCCCCUACUUUAGACCUUCUGCGCACUUAGCCUCCAAGUCUCUGCGCAGCCAGGAGCCGCUGUUGCCUCUGCGCCCCUGCUCGCUGCCCCAGGAGCCAAGCACAGCGAACGCCGCCGCCCGGGCCCCCCCGUGGGGCCGGGGCCAGCAUGGAGCACCUGGGUCCACACCACCUCCACCCAGGCCACGCGGAGCCCAUCAGCUUUGGCAUCGACCAGAUCCUCAACAGCCCGGACCAGAGCGGCUGUAUGGGGCCCGCCUCGCGCCUCCAGGACGGAGAAUACGGCCUGGGCUGUUUGGUCGGAGGCGCCUACACUUAUGGUGGCGGGAGCUCCGCGACUGGGACAGGGGCCGGGAGCGGCGGAGCCUAUGGUGCUGGCGGUACCGGCGGCCCAGGCGGCCCAUCUGGCGGUGGCGGCGGCGCCUGCAGCAUGGGUCCACUGGCCGGCUCCUACAACGUGAACAUGGCCUUGGCGGGCGGUCCUGGCCCUGGUGGCGGCGGCGGCGGCGGCAGCAGUGGCGGAGGAUCGCUGAGCGCUGCAGGGGUUAUCCGGGUGCCAGCGCACAGGCCACUAGCCGGAGCCGUGGCCCACACCCAGCCCCUGGCCACUGGCUUGCCCACCGUGCCCUCUGUGCCUGCGGUGCCGGGCGUCAACAACCUCACUGGCCUCACCUUCCCUUGGAUGGAAAGUAAUCGCAGAUACACAAAGGACAGGUUCACAGGUCACCCCUAUCAGAACCGGACGCCCCCCAAGAAGAAGAAGCCGCGUACAUCCUUCACGCGCCUGCAGAUCUGCGAGCUGGAGAAGCGCUUCCACCGCCAGAAGUACCUGGCCUCGGCCGAGCGUGCCGCCCUAGCUAAGGCGCUUAAAAUGACCGACGCGCAGGUCAAAACCUGGUUCCAGAACCGGCGGACGAAGUGGAGACGGCAGACAGCGGAGGAGCGAGAGGCGGAGAGGCAGCAGGCGAACCGCAUCCUUCUGCAGCUGCAGCAGGAGGCAUUCCAGAAGAGCCUGGCACAGCCACUGCCCGCCGACCCACUGUGUGUGCACAACUCUUCGCUCUUCGCCCUGCAGAAUCUGCAGCCAUGGUCUGACGACUCGACUAAGAUUACUAGUGUCACAUCUGUGGCGUCAGCCUGUGAGUGA